ACAAUGACUUGAAAAUCAUCAUAGAGACAGAAAUGAGGGAAAUACUGACAGAGGGAAUGAAAACAUUGAUGAAAAUAGCUACAGCAUGCCGUUUCUCACCAGAUGUCAUAGAUAGAAUUGGAAACUUUGAUUGUGCCAUUACUGCUGAAAAGCUUUACAGAGAUGUUUGCUUAAAGUAUUGCCAUCCUGCCGUUAAUGAGAAGCAUCUUGGUGAUGUACUUGGGAACAGUGUCUACAUUUAUCCAUAUUUCUAUGUCAUGGAUAAAGAUGAAAGAAGAUUUAGGCAGCAUGAGAGUUGUAUAUCUCUACUAGAUGGCGAAUCGAAACUAUUCAGGCGAGAGGAGCAUUAUGUAUGGGCGAAUUCCACAGUAGAUGUUAAAGGGAAAGAUUAUAUGCUCAAGUUGAAACAAGAUAUUAGCAUCAAACAGAAGUUUUGUUCCGCUGACGGCAGCCUUGCAUUUGGUUGGACAAGAAAGUUUGGAUGCGGGAACAAGCAUUAUGGUUUCUAUCCUACGAAUGAUACAAGACUUGUGCGAUGAAAUUCAAUUUUUAUCUACAAAAAUAUGCAAAUAUUAAAUACAUAUUUAUUUUGAAGC
Molecule: messenger RNA, 596 nt
Organism: Ruditapes philippinarum (Manila clam)
Lineage: Eukaryota; Metazoa; Mollusca; Bivalvia; Venerida; Veneridae
Exons: 5
Coding region: 33-539 (168 amino acids)
Source: RefSeq, a predicted model, not a curated record